GCUGUCUGCGGGCGUCGCGACGCAGGCGUCAUUUGCUGCUCCGACGGCAAGCGUCCACGUAGCCGCAUCGCCCGCUCUCGCCUAACAGACAGCAGACCGCUGGCCGCGCGUGUGCAGUGAGUGACAGAGAGAGAGACAGCCAGCCAGAGAGGAGGCACCCCAGCAGGAUGCGACCCGCCCCCGCGCUCUCCGCCCUCGCCGCCUCCGCCUGCCUGCUGCUGAUCGCCUCCAGGCACAGCAGCUUCGUCGACUCGGCGCCCGUCGACGAGCCGCCUCGUCAGCAGUCGCAGCCCCACUCCGGUGCAGAAACAGCCGAAGAUCAACCGCAAGCGAACUUCGACGAGGUGAAGCAGCUCGAAGACCUGAAGAAUUCCUUCGGCAAGACGUUCUCGGUGCUGAAGUCACACUCCGCCACCUACUCCGACGUGAACGGGGAGCGGCGCGCCCACUCGCAGACCGACGAGGAGGCGCGUGAAGACGGGCGCGUGGUGGCGCACCUGAGCAAGACCUCGGAAGGGGAGGCGGCGGUGGGGGCGACGCCCUCGACGCGGACGCGCGUCGAGCUGAGCCUGCCGCAGCUGGGCGUGCACGCAGUCGCCGGGGAUUCCCCCCAGCAGCAGCCGCGCCAGCCGGGGAAUAACCAGGAGGCGUCGCGGGCUGCCGGCGCCGCCAUGCCGCCACAGCAGCGCCGCAGGGCGCCCCCAGAGACCGCGGGUGACAAAUUGUCAUCGUAUGCCGGGAUCCAGUAUUCACCACAAGACAUGGCAGAGUACGUGUUCUGGACCGGAGAUGAGAAGGGAGUGACGCUGGCCAUUGAAGAGUUCUUGCAGGAAGGACUGAUGACUCGGGAGGAGGCGAUCCGUUUCCUUCAGGACAUCAAGCUGAACCUGGACCUGCUGCAGCAGCAGUUCUCCCAGCAGAAACAGCAGGAGCAGCAGAUGGCCAAGGAUCGGGCUACCCUCCUUCAGAAGGCACUGGGUCUCGACAAGCCAGAAGUUCCGGUGACUUCAGAACCCAAACUGCUCCCACAGGACAAUGAAGUACUGCAGAAUGACAAGAAGAAUACUGGCUCACAUAUUGAAACCAACAAAGUUUCUGACAGUUCCGAUGAGGACUACGAGGAGCUGCUGGAGAGGUUGAAGGUGGUGGACUUCCUCUACACGGAGUACUCGCUGGAAGAGGUCAUUUACCAGCUGGCCAAGAUCAUGUUCACACAGUCUCUCACCAGGGGGAGUGCUGAGGCCCAGAGUGCACUACAGAAGUUCACGGCAUUCCUGGAGGCAGAGGCAGAGCAGGGACACAUUUCGCGCAGCCUCGAGAAGAAGGUACUCGACGUGCUGAUAGCAUCGCUGACGGACACGCUGUCGGAAAAGCCGCAGCUGCUGGCCGCGGCUCGCGAAGGCCUGGCCAACGGCGCACCCCUCCACACGGCUCCCGCUACCGGUGGCCUCGGUGCUGGCAGUGCAGGUGGGGCCAGUGCCAAGGACCAGAUGCUGCUGCGCCAGCUGCUGAGCCUCGCGCCCACGGCACAGCCGGGGUCAUCGCGCGGGCGGCACGGCGGAGAGGGUGAAGUCGCCAGUGACGCUCGGGCCGGUUCCGAGGUGGGGGCGGUGGGAGCGCGUGCCCACUCCGCCACUUAGACGGCUGGGGGGAUGCGGUGUGCAGUUCCCCGUUACCUCCCCACUCUCGUGUCUCCUUGCCCCUCUCAGCAACUGUUUGCUUUUCUGCAUUUUGCUUACUUAAUCCAGCCCAUAUUUGCUAUUUGUUACAGCUAAUGAAUUGUUAUAAAAGGAAAAUGGACCAUGCAUAGACAGAGAAUAUUCCUUCACUGUCAUCAUUUUACUAGAAAUAAUAAUCUCCAUAAAUUUAGAACGGGAACUUGUGGGUGGGUCCAUAUUUUUCUGAAAAUAACUUUUCCACAGUUACUAUUUAUUGUUUAUAUUUCAUUAUUUGCAAAUUGUUUCAGAGGUCCAGCCCCAUUCCCAAGUACUUAUUGUUGUAACCGAUCAAGUUGCCCACAGUCAGGCUUCACUGUUGCCAGGUUCAAGCUUGACAUCUUGGCCACUUACAAGAAGAUCCAGGCUCAUGUCUGGAUUAUCGAUCUGACUGCUGCCCUUCUAUCUGUCACAGCACUAGCAGGGGGAGGGGCGGCAAGUCUCUUGCCCCAGUCACCCUUUACAUCCAGAAAAGAUACACAACACUCACUGUGACAGCAUUAAAAAUUUCCACCCCUACCCAAGUUUGAGCCCAUAAACCCACCCUCCCACUCCAUCACCCACCACCCACCCAGUCUCUCCCUCUCUACACAUUAUUGUUAACUGUCAAUGUCAAUAAUUAUCAAGAAAACUAAAUGUCAGGAAAACAUUCAGGCCCUAUGAUUCAAGAUGGCAUUUGGAUGCACCAGGAAGAUUGUACUGCUUAACAGAAUUAUUUAGCUUAAUUACAAAGAAAAGACAUCUAAAAUUUCAUGGAUAUAUAGCACGAAUCAGUGACACGAUUAACAGAGAAUCUUUGUCAUAGUAAAGGUAACCUGUGAAAUUGAAGGACAAUAGCUAGCCAACAAUCGGAAAAAAAUCUCAAGGAAGUCACAGAUGGCAUAAAAACACAAUUUCACCUCCUGUAAGUUCAUGCCCAAACAACUGGCAGAAAGAAGUCUAAAAAUGAAAAAUGUAUGGUCCUAGGACAAUAAUGGAAGUAAGAAGAAUUUUUGGCGAGAUGUAAAGACUAAAGAUAAUAGUGACUGUAUAUCCUCUAUAAAAGCCCAAAUGUAUAAAUAAUAAUAUUAUUAAACAAUAAACUUUAGCUGUGGAACUUCCUAUUUGCAGAAAAAUGUUGUGAUUGUCUCUACGAUCCACUUGCCUGCAAUUAUCUUCAUUUCUCCCUGCCUUUCAUACAUAAUUUUCCUCUUCCUUUCUUCCAAACAAUGUUGUCCCCCAAAAAAAAUAUUCUUAAUAGGCCUGUUAUGCCUUCUUCCACUUGUUUUUUGAGAGCUGUCUCUGGAUUUAUUCCUUUUAGUAGUAUUUCAUUUGUUGUUCACUCUGUCAGACUGGUUUUGGAGGAGAAUGACCAAAACCAAACUCCAGCUGCUUCUAGAUAUUUUAUAUCAACAGGUUAAUUCCUACAGAACAGGAAAUCAGCAACAGGCCAUUGUUAAUAAUGCUGUUUAUUGAGAACAGUCAAUUGCUGCUGAUUUACUUGUUUGUAAGAGUUAACCUCUAUUUUUACACAGCCAUUAUCUCACUAUGUCAGUUUUCAACAAAACAGCAUUUCAUAUAAUACUUCAACAGAGUUCAGUUUUUAUACCCAUACAAUAGCAUAGAUCAUAUGUAUCUUUUGAUACGUAGUAAACCUCCUUGUCAUAGAACAUAAAUUACUACUUUAAGAAUAGUUUCAUUUCAUAACUGAGAAAGUAUCAACACACUUCCUAUACAUUAAAAAUACAAUAGUAUUCUGUUACCUCGUACCAACUCUUUAUGCAAUGUGACAACAUGUAAAACUGACACAGUACGUGCUUCAAAGCUUCGAGAGAGAAACUCGAAUUUUACGGCUUCAAAUUUACCUUUCAAAGAAUGAAGGAGAGAUAUUUUUCCCUCGCUCAUAGUCUCUCCUCUGCAUUUCACUUCCUUAUGUCAGUAUGUACUCCUCUUACUCUCUUUGUGAUAGUGAUUUUUCUUCUUUGACAUUUAUCGCCCCUGUGUUGUGCCUUUAGCUACUGAAUCCUUCAGCUAUUUACCGGGCAAGGAGACACAACGAGCAAAGUGAAAUAUUGCUCUUUCCUGAUUUUUCCUUAUUUGCUGAGUAUAGUAAACAUUGAGUUGUUCUGUCCUAGAAGAGUCCAGUUUUAGUUCCAGUGCUUUCCAUAAACGUAACUUCCUGUGAACAUGUACAAAAUUCUAUUAAUAAUAUGCAACCAGUAAAUAUCUAUGGUUCUAUAGCUAUGAAAAUAUUGGCUAAAAUUAUAUGAAUAAAUCAAAAUACUACAAACAUUUUUCAUCCAUAUACUGUAUCACAUCAAUGUCUAAAGUAAAUUUAUGAAAAAUGCACCAGAUCAUUAUUCUUUCAGCUAUUAUACACUAAAGAAAAAUCUGUACAAUGUGUGUGAUAUAAGUUUAAGUUUAGGAUGUUUCUGUGCAAGAUAAUCAGUUCACAUUCCAGAACUUUUUUUUUCAAUUGCCAGAAAUAGCAAAUUAUGUAUGCAGUGUAGCUGACACCAUUGCUAGCAUUUCCAGUUUAGCAUAGCUGCAACUUCCAUACCUCUGUAUCAGUGUACCAGAGCAACUUUCUUGGUGUAGUGCCAUAUCUUUUUUUUAAAUUUAAGUAGGUUGUAAAAAUACAUGUUAUUUUCUUAGAAAUUCUAUAUUUUAUUACCGGAACAGUGAAGUAGUAAAUGUAAGCAUUUAUUACUCUUGUAUAACAUAACUUAAAUAUUUUGAAUAGAUAUGAGCAUCAGUAAUGCAGUCUAUGGUUUUUUGGUUAGAGUUAAGUGAAUUACAGCCAUCAGACAUUAGUACAAUUUUCUGUGUGUCUUUCGCAACCACAAUGUUAAAUCAUUCCAUCAUUGUUUUCAAGUCAAGUGAAAGUUGCGUAUCCUCCUUCUAGAGAAUAAAUAAAUAUGCAUGGAAGACAAAUAAUAUUAUUUCUAUGAAAGUUUGUCAGUUGCCUUUAUAGUUCAUUUGCAGUAGCACUAUUAAUUAUUCCAAAAAUAAUUUUCUUAUGCAAGAGGAACUAUACAAGAACAGAAGGACGUCCAUUUAAUUUCAUAUUUCACAAUUCCAUCUGUACAAAAAUUGUAACUAUAUAAAAUUUGCAUGUAUAUUAGAUUCAAUACUUACCCUGGUAAAAUGCAGUAAGAAGGCAAUUUCUACAAAGUGCAUGACAAAUUAUAUCUGCCAGAAUAUUUCAAUUGCCACAUAUGUACCAGCAAUGAAUUUUCCUUCUUUUCUGCCUAUGAACAUGCAGGGUAAAAGCACUCUGUGGUGCUGAUAAGAGAAUGAUGAGAGAUGGCAUUCACAAGCACAUCUACACUCAGUUAAAAUAAAUAAACAAAUAGAGAAAACUUUGGAAUUUAGAUGGCUUGAGUAAUAUGAAGUUCCUUUUUGACAAGAAAAAAGUGUGUCAGUAAUGACCUGUUUCCAGUGAAUUUUGUUUACUGCCACAGGCUGCAUAAUAAGUGAAACCACCUGGAACAAUAGACUGUUUGUGAAUGCUGUCCUCUAGUAUGUGACUGAGAAACAAAGGGACUUCGAUAUACAAACCAAAAAAAACCACUCACAAUUUAUGGAAGUAAUUUACAUAUCUCAUCUCUUCCUGAUGUACCAGAAAAUAAUGUAUUAUAUUCUCAUACUUACAUAUUGUUCCUUACAGGAAAAAAAUAAAAUAAUUCACUGAUGUAAUAAGUUGGUAUGAAAUUAAACAGAAAUAGUACUGAUUGAUUA
Messenger RNA from Schistocerca serialis cubense, 5435 nucleotides. RefSeq lists its product as uncharacterized. NCBI's taxonomy places the organism in Eukaryota, Metazoa, Arthropoda, Insecta, Orthoptera, Acrididae. The coding region runs from base 168 to 1640 and encodes 490 amino acids. The record is from RefSeq and is a predicted model, not a curated record. The transcript has 12 exons.